CGUAUAGCAUCCCGACUGCUCGAUGUCGCCAUCCGGUACAGACCCCGUGGUCGCCCCGAACAGCAUCAACCCUAUGGAUCGCAUGUCCAUCCACCUAAUGAUUCCUCGUCAAGCCGCUGCCCCUCCAGAAGAAGGCUGCAUCGCUCGCUAAAGCAGAAUACCCCAGCUCGCUUGGAAGGCAAACUCGGAAAGGAAAAUGCACGUAUUCGUACAGGCGGCCUCUCCGUGGCUCGACGAACACCUUAGGAGGUUUAUUCGAAAGCACGUCCCAGAGUCAGUCUUCUACGACGACUUCGACGACUUCCCAAAGGAUGCCAAGACAACCUUCCAAUUCUGCGAUGGUUGGGCCUUGAACCGAAACUUUGCCGUCGUGAACUCUGCAGACAAGGCCCUCAUCAACGCGUACCCUAGCAGCGAUGCCUUAGCACGGAAGGACUACCUCUCGCGCGUGGUGGAGUAUUGGACGGCGAAGACGCCGGACAGCAUUCUGAAGACGCACUCUCCGCUCACGGUACGCUUGUCACUCGACUAUGCCGAGUACGUUGACGAGGCACUGACUGCGGCGGACGACCUCACGCUUCUCUACUCACUCGAAGAGAAUGAGAACAAGCCGCCCGAGGAGCGUGAAUGGUGGAUCCUCAAACCCGCAUUGGUGGACUGCGGCGCUGGUAUCCGGCUCUUCAGCACGUUGGAAGAGCUGGCAAGCCACCUUGAGCUUGCCGAAUACGAAGACGACGACGAAGAUGACGACGACGACGACGACAACGACGAAUCGGAUGGGGUGCUGGGUAGGGAGGAGACAAGGUCGAGUGGCAAGCCUACACCGGAUUCGGAGUUAGACACUACGAACGAGCCGUCCCCGUGUCUAGCUUUCCCCAUCCUCAACUCGCUGGAUGGUCUUGUCACUGCUGUCGGAGACAUGAAGCUCGACGCAGCUCCGCUAGGCGCCGUCCGCGCACCCAAGAAGCAGCCGUAUGUCUUUAAAGAGGGCGGCCGCAUCCCCUCGUCGGAGAUGCGCGAGUUCGUCGCGCAGCGCUACAUCACGGCGAUCGCGGCGUUGGAAAAGCGCAAGUGGCACGUCCGUGCCUACGUCCUCUCCAUCGGCCGCCUGAAGGUCCACGUCUUCAACGAGAUGUUAGCCUUGCUAGCCCUAGAGGACUACGAGCCCCCGUGGCUCAACCCGAGCUUGAAGUCGUCCCUAACCAACACGGGGCUGCAGGACGAAGAGGAUUUUCUCCGGAUGGGGUCGAUGCGGGAUUUCUGGGCGAUCCCAGACGAUCUGCUUCCGGGGGACGCAAAAGAGGGCAAGACGUGGAAGGAGUGCGUCUUCGACCAGAUUUGCAACGUCUCGGCGGAGUUGUUUCGCGGCGCGGCGCACACCAUGGCGGACAAAUUCACCACACUGGACAAGUGCUUCGAGCUGUUCGGGGUCGACUUCCUCGUCGACGAGGACGGGACGGCAUGGCUCCUCGAAGUCAACGAGUCGCCAGCGUUCUACCACCAGGGGGUUGCCGGUCCGAUAGCGCUGCGGCUCAUGGAGUCGCUGAUCCUGGUCGCGCUGGAGCACAUGGGCCUCGUUCCACCGGGGGAAACGGAGAACGAGGCAGUCAGAAAGAGGAUGAUCGAAGUGCUUGAUGAGACCAACAAGCUGGCGAAAAGCAACAUCACGGAGAUCACGCCCGAAUAGUACUGGCGAGGCGUUGCACAUUAGAGAUUAGGUAGAUUUAGACACAGAGAAAGGGUUAAAUAGACUGGACGCAACUUCUUAGCGCCUGUCUGGAACAUCGUGUCGAUGCGUGGGUGAGGUUUGGG
This is a messenger RNA of Durotheca rogersii, 1812 nucleotides long. Its product is annotated as TTL domain-containing protein. Gene Ontology annotation, biological process: protein modification process. Bases 197 to 1687 code for a protein of 496 amino acids. NCBI's taxonomy places the organism in Eukaryota, Fungi, Ascomycota, Sordariomycetes, Xylariales, Xylariaceae. The record is from RefSeq and is a predicted model, not a curated record. The transcript has a single exon. Gene Ontology annotation, cellular component: P-body.